Thlaspi arvense is the source of this 1458-nucleotide messenger RNA. NCBI's taxonomy places the organism in Eukaryota, Viridiplantae, Streptophyta, Magnoliopsida, Brassicales, Brassicaceae. The record is from the annotation of a GenBank genome assembly.
AUGAGUUCUUCACCGUCGCUGGAGAUUUUAGUUAGAGAAGCUGAAGGUUUCUGUGUGUGGAACGGCCCACCAUUCAGCAAUGGUCAACCCACUCUCAAGCUUGAACGAGUUUCAUGCUCCAACACAAAGUUCAGCGCCGAUGGAUCCAAGUUUAUGGGUAUAAAACCAGAUGGAGUCAUCAGUAUCUAUGACUCCACCAGCUUGACCGAAGUGAGGUCGUUCACUAUAGCUGAUGUUACGGCUGCUGAGCUAUCUCCAUGCGGGACUUAUCUGCAGACCUUUCAGAAGCCCUCUACUCCGCAGGAGAAGAACGUCUCCCUUUGGAAAACUGAGACUGGUGAUCUAGCACACGGUCAUUACCAAAAGUCCAUUACUAAAACCACAUGGCCAUCAAUUCGCUUCUGUCCCGAUGAGUCUUCCGCGUGUCGUUUAGCUACAAAUGAGGUCCAGUUCUUUGACCCGAAAGAUUUCUCGAAAGGAAUAACAUCCCGGAUCAGAGUUCCUGGGGUUGCUGCAUUUGAGCUUUCUAAAACACCAGCUUCCCAUGUUGCUGUGUUUGUUCCAGAAGUAAAGGGGAGUCCAGGCAGUGUCCAGAUAUUUGAAUGUGGGAAAGAUUCACAGAGUCAGCCAAUUGCUCGACGUAGCUUCUUCCGGUGUUCCUCUGUGCAGUUUAGUUGGAAUCAUGGUUCCACUGGACUCUUGGUGGUUGUACAAUCAGAUGUUGACAAGACCAACCAAAGUUACUAUGGGGAAACGAAGCUGCACUACCUUACAGUAGAUGGCACACAUGAAGGCCUAGUUCCAUUACGUAAAGAAGGACCAGUUCAUGAUGUUCAAUGGUCAUUCUCGGGUUCAGAGUUUGCAGUUGUAUAUGGCUGUAUCCUUUUUCCAUCAGCUAUAGACUUAUCUACGUUCUGGGACGUUGUCAACAAGAAGCAGCUAGGAAGUAAUAAAGCUGAGUGGUCCGUAACAAGUGAAUGGUCUCCAGAUGGGCGGUAUUUCCUGACUGCCUCGACAGCACCAAGACGUCAAAUUGACAAUGGGCUUAAAAUAUUCAACUACGACGGAAAGCGUUACUUCAAGAAGAAUUUUGAGAGGCUUUACCAGGCUGAAUGGAAACCAGAGUCUCCAGAGAGGUUCGGUGAGAUCAGUGAACUUAUCAAGUCAGUUGAAUCAUUGAAACUCCAAGAGGGCAAAUCUCAAGGACAAGGAUCAGCUCAGAAGAAACCUGUUGUUUCAAUCCCCACUGUACACAAACCCGCUGCAUAUCGACCUCCGCAUGCUAAGCACGCAGCUGCCAUUCAAGCCGAGGUACUCAAAAAGAACUUCUCUAUGAUUUGCGCGGAGAAAAUCCAGCAGGGUAAAGAGAUGAGCAAGGUCGCUCUUAAAAACAAGAAGAAGAGGGAGAACAAGAAGAAAGCCGCUGAGGCUGCUGCUUCUGGGGCUAACAACCCCUGA